UAGUCAUAAAACCACGGUUAUCGUGCGCGAUCUACGCUGUCCACGUUGCACUUGCUUCGUACACAUUAGCGCACGAUGUUUUACAAAUUGAAAAACCACAAAAUGUAACACUGCACAAAUACACCAACCACCGUUUUCCGCGUUGCUCCGCUGGAAAUAAAUUUACAUUUAGGAAACGAAAGCUGACAAUACAUACAUACUUUCGGUAUGGUCAAGGUGGAACGAACACGGACACAGUCAGUGACACGAAACCCUCGAGUUCAGUAGAAACCAUUGCAUAGCCAAAUUCAACUAUAUUAAGGAUAUAUUAAGGAUGUGCAUGGCGGACCUGAAAACGGACAAGACUCAAACAGUAGGUCCGAAAACGAACCCUGACUUUCAAGGCUGGUACUAAUUUAGGGCCCGAUUAGACGAUUGUAAAGUUAACCUUAUGUAUACCUAAACUUUUAAAGCGAAUGAUUUAUUAGAGGAAGAAACACACUUUAAAAAAUUACAAUAUUUUGAGAUCAUCCGAAAUGUAACGUUUUUACAAGACCAUCUUUAGAGACAUUGGGGACUGUUAUUAAUGGUGCAGCUCAGAAUCGAUUUUUGAUUUAUUCUAGAGAAACCAGGCUUUGACCCCGCGUACGAUUCCUUGGAUAACGAAAUGACAUACGCCAUAAGUCCGGCUGGUCCGGCAGACAGCCCCUAUUUUCCCUUUGGGGCGAGACCAGGGAACUAGUUAUCGCCCGCGAAGCCCAAGGCCGGGUUCAGGCCGACGAAGGAAGAACGGCCGCAGACGGGAAACUCUAUAGAGAACAACCAGUGGUAUGGUUCGCACGAAUUCAAUAAGUAUCCCAGCUGCACCUCGCCCAAUCUUUACCACAGGCUACUACGUUGGUACCCAACGUAUGGCACCUCGACGACGUACCAGGUCUACGAUGUGUACGGUAUUAUACGGUCAAAGCUUGCCACCCAUGUCCUCCCUAAAGCCAAACGAUACUGCCGUCGCCGCCAUCUCGAGAACGAACAAUUCGGCGUUCAGACCCAUAAAUCAUACAGACAGCAUUAAUAAUAAGGUAUCAGGGACCAUUUAUCCAAUCGCAGAACAAGCUAGUACCAGUACAAUUUAUUAUGGGUAUACGACGACGUGUUUUCCGGGCACGGUCAAGGUGGAGCGGGCAAUAUAUAACACGAAAAAACGCGAAGAGCCUCCAGACAGUGGCACGAUACCCUCGAGUUCAGUAAAGACAAUUGUACAGCCAAAUUCAAUUAGCGGACUUCCACCGAUGACGAUAAGAGGUCGAGAAGAUAUAUUAAGGAUGUGCAAGGCGCACCUAAAAACGGACAAGGUCCGAGAACGAAACCUGAAUUCCAAGCCAGCUUGCCUGAAAGGACGGGAAGAGGAAAAGACAGAAGAUGGCACUGAUUUAGGACCCGAUUUAAUUGACUGGACGAUUGUAAAGCUUACCUUGACAUGUAUCAACAUUUUAAGCGGAUAA
Molecule: messenger RNA, 1481 nt
Organism: Zophobas morio
Lineage: Eukaryota; Metazoa; Arthropoda; Insecta; Coleoptera; Tenebrionidae
Exons: 2
Coding region: 810-1481 (223 amino acids)
Source: RefSeq, a predicted model, not a curated record